AUGUCGCACUCCACUCUAGUAGUUGAGCGUUUCGUACCUUUGCUGACAUCUCUACCUCUGGCUACACUACGAUCUUCACAAUGGCGCCGCGGCCUUCCGAAGUUGAAGUCUUAUUCAUUUCCGCGAGCAAGCUCUACAAAUACUCAAGGUCGCAUCAAGUACAACUGGAUCCCGCGCGUGGAGCCACUGGAGGAUUAUGAGCCCGGAGGCUAUCAUCCCAUUAUGGUCGGGGACAUGCUCCAUAACCGAUAUCACAUUACAGACAAACUCGGCUAUGGGGGCUACUCGACUGUUUGGCUUGCCCGUGACAUGCACAUGAAGCAAUACGUUGCUGUGAAGGUUAACAUAGCAUCCUCGCCUCUACGCGAGACGAAGGUUCUCAAGGCUCUGUCUACACCCUUGAGGCCGAAUUUGUCUCAACAUGCUGGGUGUGGCUUAGUCGCUAAUUUACUAGAUGAAUUCGAAGUGCAAGGCCCUAAUGGAACGCACACAUGUUACGCGGUUACAUUAGCUGCGUGCAGUCUGAGGGAUGUCUCUCAGAAUCGUCUUUUCUCCUUGGAAGUUGCUCGAGCGCUGUCAUAUGGCCUUGUUCAGGCCGUGGCAUACAUGCAUUCCCGCGGCUAUGUCCAUGGAGACGUUCGUUUAGACAACGUUCUGCUUAAGCUCCCCUCCAGUUUUGAUAACCUUUCCAUUGAACAGCUAUAUAAGAGAUAUGGCGAACCCGAGACAGUCCCUAUAACGCGAGAAAGUGGGGAGUCGCUUCCCCCAAAUGUCCCGGCUAAGGCAGUUGAACCACUAUGUCUCGGGAAAUCAUCAGAUAAGAUGACACUUCCUGAGGCUCGCAUACUUUUAAGUGACUUCGGUGAGGCUUUUGCCCCAGCCUCGGAAGUCCGACUUGGGAAAGACUGCCACAUUCCACCAGCUUUCCGAGCCCCCGAAGCAAUGUUCAAACCGGACGCUCCCCUUCUGUAUCCCUCUGAUAUUUGGAGCCUAGCUACGACAAUCUGGGACAUUGUCGGGAUGAAGUCUCUGUUUAGCUCGGAGUUUGCGACGGAAGACAAUGUGAUAUCUCAGCAUAUCGACGUCCUGGGGCCGAUGCCCCCGGAUUGGUGGGUGCGUUGGGAGGGACGGAGUCAGUUCUUCUCUGACGAUGGCCAGUCCACCGAGUAUCACCAAACAAAUAAAUGGACUCCGCUGGAUAAGAGAUUCGAGCACUGCGUACAGAAGUGGCGACGGAAAAAGGGAAGCGAGCUUGGGGAAGAGGAAACGGCAGCGUUUCUAGACCUGAUGCGCCGGAUGCUGGUUUUCCGGUCGGAAAACCGACUGAAUGCCGAUGAAGUGCUUCAGUCAAAGUGGAUGGUCAAGUGGGCAUUGCCGGAUUAUGAACGGAGUUUGAAAUCUCCUGUUGUGGCCUGA
Molecule: messenger RNA, 1416 nt
Organism: Penicillium paradoxum
Lineage: Eukaryota; Fungi; Ascomycota; Eurotiomycetes; Eurotiales; Aspergillaceae
Product: kinase-like protein
Exons: 2
Coding region: 1-1416 (471 amino acids)
Biological process (GO): protein phosphorylation; regulation of mRNA processing; spliceosomal complex assembly
Molecular function (GO): protein kinase activity; ATP binding
Source: RefSeq, a predicted model, not a curated record